Molecule: messenger RNA, 912 nt
Organism: Phlebotomus argentipes
Lineage: Eukaryota; Metazoa; Arthropoda; Insecta; Diptera; Psychodidae
Product: sarcoplasmic reticulum histidine-rich calcium-binding protein-like
Exons: 3
Coding region: 285-827 (180 amino acids)
Source: RefSeq, a predicted model, not a curated record
AGACAAAAUGUAUUUUUCAUUCACAACCCCGAAUCCAAAUAGUGAAUCAUGUUUAUAAAUAAGUGAAAAAAAAUUAACGAACAUCAGGAAAUGUGUGAAUUUGUGUAAUCAAAAGAGGUGUGCAAAAUGUUCAUAGAGUUCUUGUUAAUUCACAUUAAGUUGGACGGCAUGAGGAGAUUCCGGACAGUAUAAAAGCCAGAAUCUUGGCGAGUAUCUCAACAGAAGUGUAAGUCACUCCUAUACUUGAAUAUCCAGUACAAGUCAAGUGCAAACAAACUACCAAAAUGACCAAGUUCUUGUUCGUGUCAAUCUUUGCCAUUAUGGUGGCGUACUCUUUGGCUCUUGAUCACUACGAUCAUGGCCAUGGAUACUUCGCUCAGGCUGACGACAAACCCCAGGGAAAGCCGGCGCCGGCGGCUUCAUUCAGGGCUGACGGACAUGGUCACUUCGCGCCGGACCAUCACCACGAUGACCAUAGAUAUUUCGCUCAGGCUGACGACAAACCCAAAACCAAGCCGGCGCCGGCGGCUUCAUUCAGGGCUGACGGACAUGGCCACUUCGCGCCGGACCAUCACCACGAUGACCAUAGAUAUUUCGCUCAGGCUGACGACAAACCCAAAACCAAGCCGGCGGCUUCAUUCCGGUCUGACGGACAUGGCCACUUCGCGCCGGACCAUCAUCACGAUGGACACAGAUAUUUCGCCCAGGCUGACGACAAACCCCAGGGAAAGCCGGCGUCACCGUCUUCAUUCCGGUCUGACGGACAUGACGACCACCGUUCUCUUCAUCCUGAUCAUCAUGAUUAUGGACACCCAAAACACUACUAAAGUUUGAGAAAGGGUUCCAUUCCGUGAUCCAGAUCUUUUCUUGCCCAGAUGAUGACGAAUAUGUAUAUAACCGUUCUUGCGCUAC